AUGACCUUUCCUUGCGAUUCAGAAGCUGCAUUGGCUGUUGAAGGCACAUCAGCAAGGUGUGCAGUCACCAGUCUUCUCACGGACCCCUGGUGGCGUGUAGAUCUGGGAAUGAGUUACGUUGUCGAUGUAGUAGACAUUACUGCCGGUGCAGAUGGGUUAACAGAUUUUGAAAUACGAGUCGGUGAGUGGUUCAAGUCAUAGAACAAAACAUCUGGUAAUUUGGUAUUAUUGACUGAGUUCAUAGCGUAUAUAAAUUGGCCACCGUUAAGAGUUUAAAAGCUGACGUUUUGAGCGUUAGCCCUUCGUCAGAGCGAUAACCGGACAUCCGCUUAGUCUUCCAGAAGUUCUUCUCUGAUGGCUGAUUAGAACAAAGGAAAGAAAGAGAAGCCAAUAGGAUUCGAGGGUUAUAGUUUCAACCGCGUGAGAACGCGAAUGACCAAUUUACGGUUGAUUUUAGUUUUAAAUCUGAUUGGAUGAGAGGGUGGCUUAAGUUCCCUAAACCAGUCGUAGCCCAGAAUGUAACAUUUAGUCACCCCAUCGGUAUAUUAGAUGGAGAGGACAGUAUUUAUAUCCACGGAGUAAUUGGGGUCUUAAUCAGAGCGUCAGUGCAUACCUCUCCGAUACUCUACUAUGGUGUGAAUCUUAUUAUCAUCGAUUCUUUAUUAUUUCGUCAUUAAAAUAUCAAAACGUUAUGUCCCUACGCGUUUCUUAUCAAAACAAGUAGAGAUAAAGUCAGUUUUAUCCUUUAUUUCCGUCUACUUACUCUACAUUUUAUUAUUUCCCCAGGUGACAAUCUUGAUAAUGAAGGAAACUUAAACCAAAAGUGUGGAGGACCACACACUUUGACUUCUUCACAGGAAAUGUCGUUCUUUUGCACCCCAGGUAUCAAGGGUCGGUAUGUGAACAUCCGAAUAGCGGGAAACAACAAGAAGCUGGCCAUCUGUGAGGUGUCAGUUAAUCCUAAUCCAACAGGUGGGCUCUGAACUUCGUCCUUGCAAAUAGGAAGGAGGGAGAAAUGUAAAGGUAGUGGGUACAAAAAUAGCGAGAAAGGUAGGAAGUGUGGUAGUGAGGUAAAUAAUGAAUCGCCCUGACGAAGGGCUAACGCUCGAAAGGUCAGCCUUUAAACUCUUUACGGUGGCCAAUUUACGUUUUCAACUCAGUUGUUAACACUAAAUUGCCUGUUCUACUCUCCCACUGACGCAGCACCACAACUUCUUUAGAGCCUCUAUUAGUGAAAUAAAUAGUUGGGUAAAAGAAAGGAAUAAAGGUUGGUAGGGAGAUAGAUAAUCAGAUAGGUAGGCAGUAUGAGAGCGAGAGUGCGAAGGAGGUUGGCAGGUAAGCAGGGUAGGCAGGUGAAAUAGGAGGCAGGGAGGUAGCAGGGUAGGCAUCUGGGUCUGCAGUCUGAUCAUUCGGGUUAGAGUAGCCAUAGGAGGACUGUUGUCGCUAGUAGUGACUGAGGUUUUGACAACCUUAGCGGAAGUCAUGAGCCGAGUCGGGUGAGGUCUCAACCAAGUGUUACAAAUCUGGUUGGGAGAGGUGGUUGACUAACUUAGUAGAGACCCCUCUCAGCAGAUACCAACAAAUAGUGGCACCAUACAAACGACUAGUUCACGACAUUUACAUAACAAACAUACCAAACGUACCGAAUAGAAGGACCUAACAUUACUGGGGAAUAGAAACUGACUAAACACAACCGCUACUCAAAGAGAAAUCAAGGCUCUGUCUAAGUUAUUACUUAUGGAAAUUUGAGAUGGUCGUCCUGUGGCGAAGCUGUUAGGAGUGGGUUCAUGUGAGCUUUGAAAUUUUAUUUCUAUUAGUACAGUCGGUCACUUUUGUUUCUACUUUUAUCAGUAAACCUUGCUUUGAGCAAGUCAGCAUCUCAGUCCUCUGUCUCCCACAAUGCUUACCCUGUGCGAGCAGUGGAUGGAAAUACUGACAGUGACUGGAGCUCAUCAAGUUGUACACAUACAUAUAAAACAACGGAUCCCUGGUGGCGUGGGGAUCUGGGAUCAAGUCAGCACGUGUCAGAGGUGUUCAUAGUCAACAGAAUAAAGCAUGAAAAUAGGCUUUUCAACAUAGAAAUUCGUGUCGGUAAGCUAAAAUUUAUUGGAAUAUAGUUAAUUUUAUCUCAUCGUUUCAGGUUAUUGACAGGCCCCCAUUCAAACCAGCUUACAACUGAACUGCCUCAGUCUGAUAAAUAUUGCGAUAAAUAAAUGCAAGACAAAAAAAUAACUAGGUUUGGUUCAAAUUGAUAUUGUGAUAUAUACGAUAAAUUUCAUCAACUUUAUCUUACGACUGGCAUGGUGGCCAUGUUAUGUAGAUAAAGUCUUUUCUUACACCUCCCAACACAAAUACGUUUUCAUAUUGGAGGAGAACGUGUCACAUGCAAUGUGUCACUUACUCCCUAAGGCGAACAAAACUCAUUAACUCCCGAGGGAAACAAUAACCUGAGCUUUCGACUCCCACGUGAGCAGGUCGGGGACCUUAAAACCUCGGCUAAACUCUGUGCCACCCCGAGUCAAGAAAUUUCUAUUUUUUCAGUGAUUCUCUAAAAUUUGAAGGUAAAUAAAAACACUUAAUGAAUGGCCCUACGGGAUAUAUUAAGUUUUAUUUUCCCUCAAGGAAACAACGUCACGGUUUCCCUUGGGGCCAGCUUUAAGGAUAGCUUUAACCUUGAUUAACUUCACUUCUACGAUCAGCAAAGUCUUCUGAAAGAAGUUUUUUUUAUCCCUCAGGAGAUAGUUUGGCAAAUAAUGGAAACUCGAAUCCGAGGUGUGGUGGCUUGUACUCGAUGGCUAAUUUACUCAAAGCUUCGUUUUAUUGCAAACCGAGGAAAAAUGGACGAUACGUAAAUAUCAGACUGGUGGGAAGUAGCAUGGUUCUGACUUUGUGCGAGGUGGAGGUGUAUUCCGAAAGUAGAGGUAUCUUUUAG
This is a messenger RNA of Pocillopora meandrina, 2932 nucleotides long. NCBI's taxonomy places the organism in Eukaryota, Metazoa, Cnidaria, Anthozoa, Scleractinia, Pocilloporidae. The record is from the annotation of a GenBank genome assembly.